AUGGAGACGGCGCGCUGCGCCUGCAGGAGGGGCCAGAUCGCAGGGACGCGCCGCGCCCGCCCGGCCUGCGUGGACGGUAAGGGGGCGGGGCCUAAGGGGGCGGGGCCUAGGGGGAGGGGCCUAAAGGGGAGGGGCCUAACGGGGCGGGGCCUAAGGGCUGCUGCCAAGCCUGAAACAUGCAGCCGGCUGGCGGCGGGCAGCUGUGAGAUCGUGACUCUGGACCGCGACAGCAGCGAGCCGCGGCGGACCGUCGCCCGCCAGACGGCGCGCUGCGCCUGCAGGAGGGGCCAGAUCGCAGGGACGCGCCGCGCCCGCCCGGCCUGCGUGGACGGUAAGGGGGCGGGGCCUAAGGGGGAGGGGCCUAAAGGGGAGGGGCAUAGAGGGGAGGGGCGUAAGGGCUGCUGCCAAGAUUUGCCUGUUAAGUGUGUAAACAUCCAUCCAUCCAUCAGCUGA
Molecule: messenger RNA, 453 nt
Organism: Menidia menidia (Atlantic silverside)
Lineage: Eukaryota; Metazoa; Chordata; Actinopteri; Atheriniformes; Atherinopsidae
Source: the annotation of a GenBank genome assembly